GCAAACUUCAGACUCAUUGACUACGGGCUUAACAAGCAUCGGGGCUUUUUUUUUUUUCUUUUUUUUUCUUUCUGCAGCUUGAAAGGAUUUCUGUUUUUUGCAAAACAGUUCCGGUAAAACAAUGACCAGCUUGUCCUUAUGGGCGACUAUUGGAUUAUGUUUGCUGAAGCUUUGUCUAGCAGAAACGCAAUUCAAUGUAAGUUGCAGAUAUGGAGGAGUUUUUCAUGUUGAGAAAAACGGUCGUUACAGUCUCACACGAUCAGAAGCAGUCGAACUUUGUAGAGCUCUCAAUAGUACCUUGUCAACACUAGAGCAGUUGAAGAAAGCUCAUGAACUUGGAUUUGAAACUUGCAGGUAUGGUUUUGUAGUGGGGCAUAUUGUUAUCCCACGAAUCAAUCCCUAUCAUCUUUGUGCAGCAAAUCACACUGGCGUUUACAAACUUUCAGUGAACACAACUGGUCGGUAUGAUGCAUACUGUUACAAUGCAACAGAAACGAGGGACAAAGCAUGCGAGCCAAUUGAAAGCCUAGAUACUUCUUUCCUCAAUAAUCAGGGUGAAAUAGUCAUUGACAAUGCAGAUGGCUCACGUUACAAUGCAGAUGGCACACGUCAUAGCGGAGAGUCCUCAACCUCAGGUGCAGAUGAUGAAAACGUAGGUAGUGGAUCAACACAUGACACAACUCCCAUGGAUACCUCCAUUGGGAAAUCCAGCUCCUCAUAUUAUGGAAGUGCUACUCCAGUCUCACAGCUGCCAGAUCAUUCUUCUGGAGGGGGUGAAAAAGAAAUUCCUAGGAAAGACGCUGAUGACGAAGUUUCUCCUGUAUCACCUGACAUCCCUUUGGUGACAGCAGCUGAUAAUUCUCCUGCAAAAGAUGGUGGACAAUAUCCUGCGAGUACUACACUGGUUACAAGUGAAAACGGAGACCGUCAAGGACCAACCCAACAUCCACUAUUGCACAGUGAUCAUUAUGGAUGGAUCAGUCAAGAACAUAAUCCUGCAACUACCACUGGGAGUACUGAACAACGUGAAUUUACUGUUGCAGGUGAAAAUGAUAUUGAAAAGGAAUCUUCUCAUACAGCUACGGCCUCCAGCCAUGGGGCCAAACAGAACGACUCAGCGCAAGACCCAUUGGUGUAUCCAGGUUGGGACAAGGGAGAGGACUAUGCCACACAACCUGCUGUAACGGAUAGAAUUAUUCCUUCCAGAGAGAAUAAUCAUCAAAAAGAGUCUUCCACUACAGCUGUUGCCUCUUCUGGACGUGACCACCAUGAAGACCCGACUCAGCCAUCUCUGCCUUCAGAUAAUGAACCGGGACAGGGCACUGAAGGCAUCACACAUUCCAGAGAUGCCCCUGGGGAUGAGGUCCUCACCAGGACCACAGCUAGUACAAACAAAGCUGGUGAUGACUCUCCUCUGACGAGUACCAGUAAGAAUAACGGAUCAUACACAUUUCUCAUGCCUGAGUCCGUGGAUGAUGUUAACCGAGAGAAAGCAACCAAGGAACCACUGGCACCUGCCACUCCAUCUGGAAGUGAAAGUGAACAAGGAAACACCACAGAUAGUUCCCAUGUCAGUUGGAUACCUGGAGUUUUCCCAGGCAUUGAAGAUCGUCUUAACCAAUUGCAGACCUCUCUUCCUACUAGAUCUACCUCCAGUAUAUAUGGUAAUCAAGGACCACACAAGGGACAUUAUGAAUCCACUACUUUCCCCGGAGAGACCACCACAACAAAAAUAGUUUCACAACAAAGGUCAGCCCAGGUACCAGAAUGGCUGAUCAUAGUUGCUGCUCUUGUGGCACUUGCGUUGAUUCUUGCAGUGUGCAUUGCUGUUAACAGUCGGAGAAGAUGUGGGCAGAAGAAAAAGCUCGUGAUUAACAAUGGUAAAGGGGCAGUGGAGGACAGGAAGACGAGUGGAUUAAAUGGAGAUGCCAGCAAAUCACAAGAAAUGGUGCACUUGGUUCAUAAAGAACCAUCAACUGACCCAACAGGAGCAUGUGAUGAAUUCCUGACCGUUAACGAAACACAAAAUCAUCAGGAGCUUGACAUGAAGAGUGGAGUGUAAUGGUACCAAGUUGACAAGUAGAUCAGAGCUGGGGAAAUCAAAAUCACAUGGAACUUGGACAGGAAUUCACAGAUGCACUGUGCUACUGAUGUCUUUUGAACAUAAUUAAAUAUAAGUUUUAUUCAUUUUUAAUCACUUUACAAUAAUGUCUGAGUUACAAAAUUGACAUUUGCUUUCUGAAAUCAGCCCCCGAGAGUUGCAUAAUGUUUUCAGUUCCCCAUUCCUCCACAGAGGACACUUACUGUGUCCUGGGUGUUAGGAGGAAGUUUAUGUCAUUGUUCCCCAGAUGGAGAGUCUUUGCUGUGCGGAGCUCCAGAAGUAUCCAGUCACUCCACCUUACAGGCAUUUAAGGUACUAAACUUGCCAAGGUACAAGAGUAAGUGAGGAACAAAUGUCAAGAACAAAAAUCAAGUUUAAACCAAAAAGGCCUCCUAUACAAUGUCUAAAACAUCAGAAUCCUUCAGCAAUGCCUUUCAGCCAGGAAAAGCAGUAGGUGCAAUCAAGAGUCUGCCAGUAUAAACAAGAAGUGACAUUUUAUAAUGCUUUCCGGCUUGGUCUGCAAUGAGGGAAACCCGGAAGGACAAAACAUCUGUGGUCAAGUCUUCUUGGCAGGGGGAAUAAAGAGAUGAAAACAUGAGCUGAUACUUUAUUAUCCUAACAAUCUAGACAGUUAUCCUUGAGUUUUUGAGGUGUUCAUUGCUCUUCCCCUUUCAUUGGUCAUAGUUUGUGCAUGUUUUUAAUGAGUCUGUUAGUUAGGAUAAUGAAUAAAACAGAAUGACCCCAGCUCUAUCACACAUGCACAAAUCAAACAAUUGGAGAUCAUUAGGGAAGACAUCAGUAUUUUAUUCCUGAAGAAUAGGUCUCUAUCUUCUUCUGCUCCAUUUCACUUAGGAGAUGCUGAGCCUAGUAAAACUUAUUUUCCCUAUAAGUAUUAUGUUACACCGGUUUGCUGAUAUUUUAAAAAUUGCCUUUCUGUGAUCUCGCUCACUUCCUCUGAAUUCUAUUUCACCCACAUUUUUCCCUCUGCUUUUUAAAAUUACCAAAAGAAACAUUGCUUGCUUACUGGUACCAGGAGUUUAAAUUCUACAGAAAAGAUCAAAGAAAAUUAAAGGAAACUCUCCCAGCCCUGUAAUACAGUAAAGUAGCUGCAUUGUUACAUGCUUUUGUUUUGUCCGUAUGUGUCUGUUAUGUAAAGUAUUUGUAUUAAGCUAUGAUGCUGUGCAUUAUAUAGAUAUGAAUUGUCAGAAAGAAAAUUAUUUACUGCCAGUGGUCUGUGCCAUUUUUAAGAAAGCAUAUUGGAAUGGAGGGAGAAUAAUAACUUCUAAUUGGGCUGCCUCAAAAAAAUGCAAGUAAAAACAGUAUAAGGUCAUUCCAACCAGUGGUCUGUGUCAGUUGUGGGGUCGGGAAUAUACUAUAGCAGGGUUACUAGAGCGUUCCUGUCCAAUGGAAAUAGCACCUGUCUUCAGAACUGUUCUGCUAAAACAUGUUAUGUUCUCCAUCUGAAGCAAUUUGGAGGUUGAGUAUUCAGCUGGCUAAAUACUAGCAUCAGCUAGCGCUGAUCUUCACUGGAACAUAAAGUACAAGACUAUUGGUUGUAUUUCUCGGUCACAGCCCUCCAGCAGUUCCCCAUGUGUUUCAUCGACUUGCUGAGUGCCCUGGUAUCUGCAGGCAGAUCUCAAGGGCAAUUUACACCUGGGCAAAAGGUCCCAAGAUGAGGUGUGAUUUUAAAGAACACAUAGGAUGGUUUCUGCCUUUAGGUAGGUCAGCAUGUUUCAUUUAUGAAGAGCCACGCAGCCUGCGGUCCGAAAGUGUUUAAACAAGGUGAAGCCUGAGGUCAAGGUGAUUUACGCUAUCGGUACUUGUGGUCCGCUGUCAGACUUCUCCAUCCUUCAUGUAUUUUAAUACUGAACCGUGCAGUGGGAAGUCUGUUUACUCCGUGUGUUUAUUUUUGUUUAAUUCCUGUAAUGUUUUUAAGCAAGCUUUUCUAUUUGUCAUUAUAAAUCAAAAUGGUCUGUUGAAGGCUGUGUUUAAAUUGGUGUUAUGUGCUCAUUUCACUAAGUAUGGACGUUCAGAGGAAGAAUUAUUCCUCUCUUCAAAUCCUAAUUGAAUAUAGGUCUCAACAGAAAGGAGAUAUUUCAUUGUUUUGAAGGCUAAAUUUUUCUUUAAAAGAAAAUAAGUCGUCUUCGGCAGGUUAUUUAUCUCCGUAUUCAGAUGUUUAAUGGAGAAAUCCACAAACUCCUUCCUAAUUUAUCAAAUGUCACUGGUUGACUUCUUUUAUAUUUUCAAACAGGGAGAUGCUCAAGUUCUCUUUACAGAGUCAAUGCCAUUAUUUUAUAUAUGCUGAAUCUUUUUAGACAUCGUGUGAUUCAUGUGUAAUUAAGUUUAAUUAUAGUUUCAAAACUAGAUGGCCAUUUCAUAUGUGUAAUAUAGUACAUAUUUUUAUCAAUCUUGGUUUUAUUAUUUGAGGGCUCGUCUGUUGUGUAUAUGUAUUUUUUAUAUAAAGCUCUUGAUAUAUUUGCAUAUUUAUUUAACAGAUUAAUCAGAAUGAAAGAAAAUAUCAUCUUUAAAUUGUAACUAGAAAUAGUAUUGCUAAAACCACAUUGAACUGUAAAAUAACCUUCCAAAAAUAAACUCGAUUCCACAUUGAGGAUAAAAAGUAAGACCAGCAUUAUUAGUGGGAGAGAAAUAUUCAGCAGGAUACUCGUGUUUGGUACCGGUGAGCCAGGGGUCAUUUUUUGUGCUUGCAAACUCUAAGUCAGGUUCAGCUGAAUGCUGCCUGACCUUGUCUGCUCUGUCAGCCUCCCAUAGGCUCCCCAGGCGCUCUGGGAGUUAGCAAUUAACUCAGUUUCCCUCUAGAAGCAGAUAACUUGGUCCAAUUUAAGAUCAACCCAGUAAGAUCUUGAUGGCUACUCCGGAACCAACGGCAUUUGGGAGAGCACAAUGCCCUGCAAGAUCCAGUUCUUCCUUCUGGGUGCUGACAGACAAGUUGGAUCUAGGUCUACCCUUGGUUCCUGGGAAGAAUGAAGAGCUCUCCUAAAAAUGCUGAAGAGACCAGGUUGGACCUAGAACAGACCCCAUGAUCAGCUUGUGUUAUUCCUUUGUAUUGAAGAGUUUUAAAUAAAUGUGUAAUCCAGACCACCUCUCUCAUGGAAAUACUGUCUAAAGCAGCAAGCAUAUUUAAGAGAGGGAUUGCAUCGUUUAGGAAAAUGUAAAAUUUUCAUCAAACAAUCCAGGGUGAUUGCUUCACCUGUAUUUUCUUGAAGAUCUUACAAGGAAUGUUUGAUUAAAACAGGGAUAGGAUAUGUGGCCGUCACGUCUGCCUACGCGGAUGCUUUAAACCCUUUCUACAACAUCAGUUCCAAACUUGUAUUUCUGCACAGUUUUUUUCUCAUGAUAGGGAUGUCUUUUGUGUGUCCUUUGUCAACAAUAAUAGCCUCUGUACCAAGUAGUUUAAAGCAUGUUACCUGGGAUAUUAUUAGGAGACAGUUACCCGGUGCAUCUUUAGCAUAUAGAAAAAAUGCCAGGCAGGGACAGAGGUCAUCCUUGAUAGGGCUGAUCCUAAUUACUCUUUCUGUAAAUGAAGGAAAGAAAUCAAAUCCUCUGAGAACUUUGUUCUGCCUCAGCAUACACAGACAUCAGGGUAUUUUGUAAGCCGGUAGUUUAUUUUAUGCUAUAUUAGGCCAUUAGCCAACAAUUAUUUCUUAGCCUUAUUAAACAAUUCGAGGUUCUGACUUCUCUGGUUGUAAGAGAUUUGAUUAGUCAAAUACAAACCCUCUGGAUAACCACAGGCACUGACUGGUUUUCCUCUGAGGAGGGGAAAAGAAUAAA
Chroicocephalus ridibundus (black-headed gull) is the source of this 5890-nucleotide messenger RNA. It is a transcript of the gene CD44, whose product is annotated as CD44 molecule (IN blood group). NCBI's taxonomy places the organism in Eukaryota, Metazoa, Chordata, Aves, Charadriiformes, Laridae. Gene Ontology annotation, cellular component: macrophage migration inhibitory factor receptor complex; basolateral plasma membrane; plasma membrane. The record is from RefSeq and is a predicted model, not a curated record. Bases 122 to 2062 code for a protein of 646 amino acids. Gene Ontology annotation, biological process: inflammatory response; cell adhesion; positive regulation of ERK1 and ERK2 cascade. The transcript has 13 exons. Gene Ontology annotation, molecular function: cytokine receptor activity; hyaluronic acid binding.